This is a messenger RNA of Phyllostomus discolor (pale spear-nosed bat), 3250 nucleotides long. It is a transcript of the gene FLVCR2, whose product is annotated as FLVCR heme transporter 2. The transcript is spliced from 10 exons. Gene Ontology annotation, biological process: transmembrane transport; heme export. The record is from RefSeq and is a predicted model, not a curated record. Gene Ontology annotation, molecular function: heme transmembrane transporter activity; heme binding. Bases 380 to 2044 code for a protein of 554 amino acids. Gene Ontology annotation, cellular component: membrane. NCBI's taxonomy places the organism in Eukaryota, Metazoa, Chordata, Mammalia, Chiroptera, Phyllostomidae.
CUAGGGGCGAGGCCCCUAGCCCGCCCGGGAGCAAACGGAGUCCGGCGAAGUGGCUGCGCUAGGAGCUAAGUCUUUUCCCGGACCGCAGCGCUGAACGUGGCGAGAAAGCUUGUCAGAAUCAAGGCGCCAGCGGCCAGGACGGGGCUGAGGCGUCUGCGGCCGGCCUGGGGAAGAGCGGGCCCCACGGAAAAGUGGGGGCAGAAGUUGGGAGGUGAAAGUUGGGAGGCUCACUCGUGGCUUACACGCAGGAUUGGAUCUCCAUUUCUUCUGAGAGCGGAGCAGCUGCCCCAUCAGCUUUACGGGACCGGACGAGGCGUCUGUGCCUUAAGACUGCCGGAGUUCUCAGCACCUGUCCAGCGCUCCAGGCGAGGCCGUGGCCAUGGUGAAUGAAGAUCCCAACCUGGAGGAGCGGGACGGCACCCCUGGACAGGAGGCAGCGUUCCGGGCGGACCCCAGCCUUUCUGCCCACCCCAGCGUCUCAGCCCACCCCAGCGUCUCCACCGAGCCCAGCGUCUCAGCCCAUCCCAGCGUCUCCUUCCACCCCAGCUUCUCUGCGAACCCCAGCAGUUCAGCCUUCCCCAGUACCUUGGCUCCUGGUGUCCUGGCCCAACCCAGUAGCUCGGGUCCCGAGGAACUCAGCACGAUUAAGGUGAGCAAGCGCCGCUGGGUGGUGGUCCUGGUGUUCAGCUGUUACUCCAUGUGCAACGCCUUCCAGUGGAUCCAGUAUGGCUCCAUCAAUAACAUCUUCAUGAACUUUUACGGCGUCAGUGCCUUUGCCAUCGACUGGCUGUCCAUGUGCUACAUGCUGACCUACAUCCCUUUACUGCUGCCCGUGGCCUGGCUGCUGGAAAAAUUCGGCCUGCGCACCAUCGCCCUGACGGGCUCCGCUCUCAACUGCCUGGGGGCCUGGGUGAAGUUAGGGAGCCUGAAGCCACAUCUCUUCCCCGUGACGGUGCUGGGCCAGGUCAUCUGCUCCGUGGCCCAGGUCUUCAUCCUGGGCAUGCCGUCCCGCAUCGCUUCGGUCUGGUUCGGGGCGAAUGAAGUCUCCACGGCCUGCUCCAUAGCUGUCUUUGGCAAUCAGCUCGGAAUCGCAGCCGGGUUCUUGGUCCCUCCCGUUUUGGUACCCAACAUCAAAGACCAGGACAAGCUUGCCUACCACAUCAGCAUCAUGUUCUACAUAAUAGCAGGUGUCGCCACUCUGCUUUUCAUCCUUGUCAUUAUUGUAUUCAAGGAGAAGCCUAAACAUCCCCCCAGCAGGGCCCAAUCCCUGAGCUAUUCCUUGGCAACCACCGAUGCUUCGUACUUAAGUUCCGUCAUCCGGCUCUUCAAAAACCUCAACUUCGUGCUGCUUAUCAUCACCUAUGGUCUGAAUACCGGGGCUUUUUAUGCCUUGUCCACUCUGCUGAACCGCAUGGUGAUCUUGCACUAUCCGGGGGAAGAGGUGAACGCCGGAAGAAUAGGCCUGACCAUUGUCAUUGCAGGAAUGCUCGGGGCUAUGAUCUCAGGCAUCUGGCUGGAUAGGUCCAAAACCUACAAGGAGACAACGCUGGCGGUCUAUGUCAUGACUCUGGUGGGCAUGGUGGUGUACACAAUGACCUUGAGCCUGGGGCACCUGUGGGUAGUGUUCGUCACCGCCGGUACACUGGGGUUCUUUAUGACUGGCUACCUGCCACUGGGAUUUGAGUUUGCCGUGGAGCUGACCUAUCCAGAAUCAGAAGGCAUAUCAUCUGGCCUCCUCAACAUGUCUGCCCAGGUAUUUGGGAUCAUCUUCACCAUCUCCCAGGGCCAGAUUAUCGACAACUACGGAACCAUGCCCGGGAACAUCUUUCUGUGUGUGUUCCUCACCCUUGGAGCAGCCCUCACUGCAUUCAUCAAGGCUGAUCUCCGGAGGCAAAAAGCAAACAAAGAAACUCCUGAGAAUGUGGUUCCAGGAUUUCACUGUUGCAACCAGGUCCUUGUGCAUGUGGGCCAAGUUGGUUACGCAAGCCUGGGGUUGUCAGCUCAGCCCCCUUCUUUUUGGAGCUUUGGGAAUGGCACUGACUAGGAAUAGGAGGCAAGUCCUGGGGUGGUUCUCCACUGUCCAUGUCCCUGGAUACGUUGCUGUGCAUCUCCGGCCUCACAUGCGUCUGGGGCAGCUUGCUGUUAUGGGCAGGUCAGAGUCAGGCUGGGCUUGCCCCCGCUCCAGGCAGCCGGGGCUGUCUCAGAGCUUCCCUUCUCUGGAGCCUGCCUUGGCAGUCAGUGUGCGUGAGCCCUGCACAUUAGGGUCACUGUCAGAGCCAGGUAAAGCCAGGCACACAGCAGGUCUGGCCAGCACUGCUCUUUCUAUUAAGGGAGGAGUAUGGUUUCAGUAAAAAGAUACAGAAUCUAUGGGCUGGGGUAAUGACCAACCUUGACUAUGAAAGUCUUGGUUUGGGUUUCCAGGGUUUUCCAGUUGGAAGGGUGGUUAUGCUUCCAUCCCCACUAAUCUGUGUUUCUGGCUGAUUUCAGGGCAUUGGCUCUGAAGGAGGCAAGUGUGUGCACAUGGUGUGUGCAGGUGUGCACACAUGUGGGUGUGUACAUGUGCGUACGUGUGCCAGAGAGAGAGACUGCCUGAUUGACUUGCGUUGCCUAAUCAAAGGCUCACCGUGACUGAGGCUGACCUGGGGCCAAAGAGUUAGCCAGGCUGAGAAUGGGAAGGCUGGAUUUCCACAGUUGUCAUUGCCCCAGACUGGCCCUGAGACACUCUGGGGAAGCACUGCUGACACAGGCUCUAGCUCGACCCUGCACAUACUCCUCCAGCCGAGGGGUGCUGGCUAUGCAGGGCUGUGUGGUGCCCAAAGCCUUCUCCCUAACUACAGGAGCCCUUGAGCUAAGAAGCAGAGUGCUCCUUAAAAAGCGAAUGCCCAAGGUGGCUGUGUGCACCUGGUCUCCCCGCAUGAUAGCUUUCAGGCCAUGUUUAAUUCCAAACCCCCCUAACAAGUGUGACCCAGAAGACUUGUCUAAUCCUGUGCCAUCUCUGCCCGAGAAAGCCCAGGCCAAACUGUCCCCAAGUCUCUUUUUCUGUGCAUUAAGUAUAUAUAUAUUUAGUCACUGAGUUUAUAUAUGCAAUUAUGCAUCCUGCUUUUUGUUGCAUCCAUUCCAUGCACAUCAUACUACUAUUCCUUAUCCUGGGGGCUGCCUCCAAAUGGGGGUACUUGGGAAUUCAGAGGGAGCUGCAGACAUGGCACCUGGACAGCUACUUGAUGGUCAGUGUAGGUGACCUGUAGGCUGU